GGUGACGUGAGGAGCGUUCCAUUCGGCCAGCGGUGGGCGGUUGCCACAGCUGGUUUAGGGCCCUGACCGUUGGGGCCCCUUGUCAGGAGGAGGCAGCCUCCCUGCCUGGGAGGAGAAGUCCACUGCCACCUCUGGCAGUUGCUGCGGUCCCCUUGGACAAUCUACUUCCUGCCUUCAGUUGCGGCCGAGUUCGAGCUUCCUCAUUCAGGUCUAGAAAUUCGACUUUUGAUGAUGGUUGACCCUGUAGCAGCAAUAGAUAACGUGGUAUCAGAGCUGGGCUCAGCCUCCAUUUCUGCCUUCCUGUAGUCACAAAGCUCAUUUUGGAACAAGACUCCAAUCAUGUCUGUGAUGGUGGUGAGAAAGAAGGUGACACGGAAAUGGGAGAAACUUCCUGGCAGAAACACCUUUUGCUGUGAUGGUCGGGUCAUGAUGGCCCGGCAAAAGGGCAUCUUCUACUUGACCCUCUUCCUCAUUCUGGGGACAUGUACACUCUUCUUCGCUUUUGAGUGUCGCUACCUGGCUGCUCAGCUGUCUCCUGCCAUUCCUGUGUUUGCUGCCAUGCUUUUCCUUUUCUCUAUGGCCACACUGUUGAGGACUAGUUUCAGUGACCCUGGAGUGAUUCCUAGGGCACUACCUGAUGAAGCAGCUUUCAUAGAAAUGGAGAUAGAAGCUACCAAUGGUGCGGUUCCCCAGGGCCAGCGACCACCACCUCGUAUCAAGAAUUUCCAGAUAAACAACCAGAUUGUGAAACUGAAAUACUGUUAUACAUGCAAGAUCUUCCGACCUCCCCGGGCCUCUCAUUGCAGCAUCUGUGACAACUGUGUGGAGCGCUUCGACCAUCACUGCCCCUGGGUAGGAAAUUGUGUUGGAAAGAGGAACUACCGCUAUUUCUACCUCUUCAUUCUUUCUCUUUCCCUCCUCACAAUUUAUGUCUUCGCUUUCAACAUCGUCUAUGUGGCCCUCAAAUCCUUGAAAAUUGGCUUCUUGGAGACGCUGAAAGAAACUCCUGGAACUGUUCUAGAAGUUCUCAUUUGCUUCUUCACACUCUGGUCUGUUGUGGGACUGACUGGAUUUCACACUUUCCUCGUGGCUCUCAACCAGACAACUAAUGAAGAUAUCAAAGGAUCUUGGACAGGGAAGAAUCGUGUCCAGAAUCCCUACAGUCAUGGCAACAUUGUAAAGAACUGCUGUGAAGUUCUGUGUGGUCCCUUGCCCCCCAGUGUGCUGGAUCGGAGGGGUAUUUUACCAUUGGAGGACAGUGGAAGUCGACCUCCUAGUACUCAAGAGACCAGCAGCAGCCUUUUGCCACAGAGCCCAGCCUCAACAGAUCAUAUGAACUCCAAUGAGAUGCCAGAGGACACCAGCACUCCAGAAGAGAUGCCACCUCCAGAGCCCCCAGAGCCACCACAGGAGGCAACUGAAGCUGAGAAGUAGUCUAUCUAUGGAAGAGACUUUUGUUUGUGUUUAAUUAGGGCUAUGAAAGAGUUCAGGGGAGAAGAUAAAUCUGAGACAGAGAACAAAUAAGCUUUUACUGUUUUUCUUUGGUCUUUAAUCACCCAAUUGCAUACUGGCAUUUUCUUGCUGCAAGCUUUUUAAAUUUCUGGACUCAAGGCAGUGGCAGAAGAUGUCAGUCACCUCUGACAACUGUACAAAUGGGUCUCUGAGGCCCUGGUACUGGUUUUCCAUGGCCUUGGUCAUGGCACCUCCCUGAAUUCCCCUUUCCUCCCUUCAGAUCUCAGCUUUCCUGCUUGGGGGUCAUUGGUCUCAUUCUGGGGCUAAAGAUUCUUGAGACUGCCUCAAAUCCUUUUAAGCUGGUGCAUGUCCUGAGUCCAGAGGCAGUCUCAGAGACCUCCGGCCAGGGAAUCCUAAUUGGGUUCUUGUUCCUUUAGCAUUGAUGAUGGUUGAAGUGUGAGGUUGGAGGAUUCUUCUGGCCACAAAUGCAAGCAUUGCCAGCCAGUCCUUUUAGGAAUAGAGCAGGUACCUUCUACUUAUAUUUAUUCGUGUAGCUUCUCCUUUCUCCUCAUCAACUUUCUAACAUCCAAUCCUUACUCUUCCCCACUAGAUAUAUGUAAGUAGUUGUAGUACAGAUAACAGUAUUUACAUUUCUUGUAGAUUCUCCAGAAACUUCAAUACCUGUGCUAUUCUCAAUAAGAAUUGAUACGAUGCCAACAGCAUAGCCCCUCAUACUCUGUCUCAUCUCUCUUCCUUUCUCAUUAGCCCACUUUACUUUUAUUCCUUUGACUCUUGCUCCCAUUAGGAGCUGGAAUGGCAGUAAUAAAAGUCUGAGCUUUGGUAUUCCUUUUCCUCAGAGGAAGCUCAAGUGCUCACUUAAACACUACCCCCUCAGAUUCGUUGUGUGAGGCCUGCAAUGGUCCUAAAUGCACAAAUGGGGAAACCAAGGCACAGAGAGGCUCUCCUCUCCUCUCCCUCUAUGUCCCCUGAAAAAAAAAGGUUAACCAGUACUUCCAUUAAGCCUCGGCUGAGUGAGGGAAAGCCCAGCACUGCUGCCCUCCCGGGUAAUCCACUCUAAGGCCUCAGCCCACCUCGGGCAAUGGUAACCACACUAGGGGCUUCCUCCAAGCCCCACUCUUCCAGCACUUCCACUGGCAGAGUCCUAGAGCCACUUCACCCUGGGGGUAUGCUGUGGCCCCCCUGGUCAGCUCUGCUCAGGACCUGUACUAUUUCAGGGAAGAAGAUUUAUGUAUUAUAUGUGGCUAUAUUUCCUAGAGUACCUGUGUUUUUCUCUUUCUAAGCCAGGGUCCUGUCUGGAUGAUUUAUGGGGGUUGGGGGUGGGGCGCGGGUGUAAACCAGAACUUUUAAUCUAUUUGAAGGUGAUUAAACUGUGUCUAAUGCAAAUUGCCUGCCUCCUCCUUCCCCUUCCAUUUCAAGAACCACCACGGGGUUGUGAAUGUGUUUGUGUGUUGGGUGGGGGGUGGGGGUUGGAAGGGGUUGCUUGUUACUAUCCAUACUUCCAUUUUCCAGGGUACCUUUGGGUUGGAGAGAUAGCUCUCAAACUUUCCAUUGAUCUGUAACAUAUUCUGGGCCGAAGUUUAUCUUAUUCUUGACUAUGAAGAAAGAACUUUGAAGCAAUAUACAGUGUGAACAAGAUCAGGUGGUAGAGAGAUUAUAAUUGUUUAGGAGAAGUUCUUAGGUUGAUGGACACUGUUAAUUGCAAAUAAAUCUUGAUUAUUAAAAAAGGCUCACUAGGUCCUCACCUUGGAAAUACUUCAUUAGUGAUCUUUACAAGUGAUAGUAUAUAUUUCUUUUCAAAUGGUCUGUUAUCAAGACUCCUUACCAACUUCUAUCUUACUCUUCCCAGUUAAUUGGAAUUGGUGAAAUUUGGCUGCUCCCAAAUUUUCUCUUGUGUCUUCUGGUUUUCUUUGUAGUAGAAUUUGAGUUUAGCAUGAAGG
Messenger RNA from Dipodomys spectabilis (banner-tailed kangaroo rat), 3410 nucleotides. RefSeq names its product zinc finger DHHC-type palmitoyltransferase 9 (gene Zdhhc9). Bases 340 to 1434 code for a protein of 364 amino acids. Gene Ontology annotation, molecular function: protein-cysteine S-palmitoyltransferase activity. Gene Ontology annotation, biological process: peptidyl-L-cysteine S-palmitoylation; protein targeting to membrane. Gene Ontology annotation, cellular component: endoplasmic reticulum; Golgi apparatus. NCBI's taxonomy places the organism in Eukaryota, Metazoa, Chordata, Mammalia, Rodentia, Heteromyidae. The record is from RefSeq and is a predicted model, not a curated record. The transcript has 10 exons.